CACAGUCAACACUGACACUCCUGAACCAUGAAGACACUGAUCAUUGUUGCCGCCCUGGCCGCCUUCUGCUUGGUGGACACAAGCGCUGCUCCUGCCCCAGAGGCUGAGCCCGGUUACUUUGGUGGCUUGGGAGGCUUUGGAGGUUUCGGUCGUGGCUUCGGGUUAGGAUAUGGAGGAUACGGAGGAUACGGAGGAUACGGAGGAUACGGAGGCUUCUAUCGUGGAAAGAGAAGCGCUGAGCCUACUGCUGAGCCUGAAGCUAAUCCAGGUUACUUUGGCGGCUUUGGUGGCUUCGGCCGAGGCUUCGGCGGUUUUGGAGGCUUCGGGAGAGGAUAUGGAGGCUACGGAGGCUACGGAUACUAUGGCUGAGCACCAGCUGUUGUCAGCUGAACAUUCUCAUGGUUUACUUUGUCUAUGAAUUUAUUAAAAAAUAAAAAUAUUUCGAGCACAAA
Molecule: messenger RNA, 452 nt
Organism: Procambarus clarkii (red swamp crayfish)
Lineage: Eukaryota; Metazoa; Arthropoda; Malacostraca; Decapoda; Cambaridae
Source: RefSeq, a predicted model, not a curated record